CGAGAGGACUUUAGGGUUGACCAAACAAAAUGAGCCAAGAACAGCUACCUAUAGCUAAUGACGUAAAAGAAGAGGCCAAAAAGACUCCGGCGACGGAGGGAGGCAUUGCGGCGGAUGACAAAGAGAAAGCUGUUGUCGCCGAGUCUUCCGGUGGACAGGACGAGGGAGAAGUAAACCAGAAAAAGCCGGAAGGUACCAUAACAAUCGGAGAGGCUCUAGAGGCAGCGGUUCUUACGGCAGGGAAUAAGCCGGUUGAGUGGAGUGACGCAGCGGCUAUACAAGCGGCUGAGGUUAGAGCCACGGGAAAGACCAACAUCAUGCCGGGCGGUGUUGCCGCCUCGGCUCAAUCAGCUGCCACUCUCAACGCUCGAGCUAACUCCGAGGACGACAAAACUACGCUCGCAGAUGUUCUCACUGGAGCGAGUAGCAAAUUACCGUCGGACAAACCAGCAACGAGGAAAGACGCAGAGGGAGUGACAGGUGCAGAGAUGAGGAACGAUCCUCAUCUCACUACUUACCCAACCGGUGUGGCAGCCUCUGUCGCUGCGGCAGCUAGGAUUAAUCAAGCCAAGUGAUACCAUUCUUCUUUCUUGGCAGCUACGUAACUAAUGCUACUGAGAAGCUAUGUAUGUAAACUAAAAACUAUUUGUGUAUAUGUUAAUGUAUAUAAGAUUUUAAAGUUUUUGAAGUACAUGUAAGCUACAUUAGUUCAAAGAAUAUCCAAGAAGAUCAGAAUGAAAUACAUAAGUUAAACAAACAUGGUAAGAAACCUCUUGCGUAUUGCAUCCUCAGCGAGAAAGAAUAAAGACAGUCACAUGAACAAAGAGAGAUAAAACAGCACACAGAAUAAAUCGGUACAAGCUAUAAGAAAGAAUACAACCCAAGUGAUA
Molecule: messenger RNA, 890 nt
Organism: Brassica rapa (field mustard)
Lineage: Eukaryota; Viridiplantae; Streptophyta; Magnoliopsida; Brassicales; Brassicaceae
Product: late embryogenesis abundant protein 47-like
Source: RefSeq, a predicted model, not a curated record